AUGGUAUCACUCUUCUCAGCCAUCUUCCCACCCGCCCCCUCUUUCACAGAGCAGGACCUAGGUGACCAAACAGGAAAAGUCUUCAUAAUCACCGGUUCCGCAUCCGGGGCAGGAUUUGAGCUAGCCGUCUGUUAUAUUCCAGGCACCAAGGGGCGUCUGGUGCCGUUGGUGAUAGACGUAGCGGAUCUAGGCACGAUCAAAGCGGCCGUGGAGCAGUUUCUAGCGCAGGAGAAUAGGCUGGAUGUCUUGGUGCAUAAUGCUGGGGUGAUGGAACCGCCUGUUGGGAGUAGGACGAGAUUGGGUCACGAUCUAGAGAUCGGAACCCACUGUUUAGGACCAUUCGUCCUAACUCAUCUUCUCCUCGACGUUCUGAAACGCACAGCAGCCGCAGCGAUAACACCAAUCCCAGCGCCGUCGAAUAGCGUAAGAAUCCUCUGGAUCGCAUCCUAUCUAUCCCUAGGUCAGCCGCCGGGUGGAAUGGUAUUCAAUGACGCAGGCGGUCCAAAGGCAAUCCCCAAGGUCUUUCCGAAUUACAUGCAGAGCAAAGUAGGCAGCGCGUGGCUGGCUUCGGAGUUUGCGACAAGGCUUGCGCAGGACGGUAUCAUGAGCGUUUCAGUGCAUCCGGGAUUGAUGCGUACCGAAUUACAGAAGACGAUGCCUUUACUUGGGCGCAUGAUGAUGAGUCUUCUCUUCAAGCCUGCAGUAUAUGGAGCAUAUACAGAGCUAUACGCUGCGUUCUCUCCUGAGCUUACAAGAGAAAAUAUACGUGGCGGUUACGUUAUAGCAUGGGGACGCAUUGAGCCGUUGCCAAAGGAUAUUGCAAAUGUGCAGAAGACGGCAAAGUUCUGGAGAUACUGUGAGCGCGAAACUAGCGCGUAUAUCUGA
Molecule: messenger RNA, 885 nt
Organism: Lachnellula hyalina
Lineage: Eukaryota; Fungi; Ascomycota; Leotiomycetes; Helotiales; Lachnaceae
Product: putative oxidoreductase
Exons: 5
Coding region: 1-885 (294 amino acids)
Source: RefSeq, a predicted model, not a curated record